This is a messenger RNA of Penicillium taxi, 1743 nucleotides long. Its product is annotated as putative acetamidase. NCBI's taxonomy places the organism in Eukaryota, Fungi, Ascomycota, Eurotiomycetes, Eurotiales, Aspergillaceae. Bases 1 to 1743 code for a protein of 580 amino acids. The record is from RefSeq and is a predicted model, not a curated record. The transcript is spliced from 3 exons.
AUGUUACCUCCUUUCGACUAUUUUACCUACAGGCAAGCUCGCCAGCAGAAGCAGGCUGAGCGAGCUGCUCGAUUCUCUGGUCUACCCUUGACAUACUACAAACCCUUCGAUACAGGGGACAAGUUUCUGAUUGAUCAACCAAUUGAGAAGCUGGUGCAUGACGUUCAAAGCUCACUUACCAACCCGCUGGACAUUCUCCUCGCCUAUGGCAAGGUAGCUAUCAGGGCUCAGGAGCGUACAAACUGUAUCACGGAGCUAUUGAUUCCAGAAGCAGAGAAAUGGCUUAAAUCUGAGGUGAAUCUCAAGGGCCCUUUAGCUGGUAUUCCUGUUUCUGUCAAGGAUACAGUCAAUGUCAAAGGGUUUGAUUCUACUCUGGGCUAUUCGACCUUGGCAAACAAGCCACAUGCAGAGGAUGGGCCUAUGAUCCAGCUAUUAAAGGAUGCCGGAGCCGUUCCAUAUGCCAAGACUGCUCUGCCUACCACCCUGCUCUCAUUCGAGUCCGCUAGUGGACUCUGGGGUCCAUGUCUCAACCCCCACGUCCCUGGCUACUCACCUGGUGGUUCAACAGGUGGUGAAGGUGCCCUGCUGGCUCAGGGUGGCCGUAUUGGCAUUGGAUCUGACGUCGCUGGAUCGGUACGUGUGCCUGCCGCCUGGAGCGGGAUCUAUUCGCUCCGUUGUAGCACGAGUCGCUGGCCCAAGGCCGGUGUGAGCACUAGCAUGCCUGGUCAAGAGGGAAUUCCGAGUGUUUUCAGUCCCAUGGCUCGUACUCUGAAUGAUCUGACCUACUUCACCAAAGCGAUAAUUGGGAUGCAACCGUGGAAAUAUGACAAUACAGUCCACCCCAUCUCUUGGCGGGCUGAAUUGGAGACCGAGGCACAGAGCAAGCCUCUUCGUAUUGGUCUUCUGGCUAACGACGGCAUCGUUCCGCCAACCCCAGCCAUUGAACGGGCUCUUUCUACCACCGUCAGCGCCCUGACCGAGGCCGGCCACACAGUCACCCCGAUCCAUCCUCCCACUGAUGCUGGCUAUCUCACCGGCCUCAACCUGGCCUCGCUCCUUCUUAAUACCGAUGGCUGCCACCAUAUCAAUGUUCCCCUUCACAGCUUCGAGCCCUCCGAUCCUGGUGCUGACCAGAUGACUCGUCUCGCUCGCCUACCCCGACCCGUUCGCUGGCUCUACUAUCUUUACGUCCGCUACAUCAAGCGGGACCAUGUCCUAGCCACUUGCAUCCGCGACUUUGGCCCCAAGACCGCCGCGCAAACGUGGCCCUUGGUGGCGCAGCGUGAAGCCUUCCGAGCAACAUGGCACAAGUGGUGGAACGCCGAGCCCCAACAGUUUGAUUUUAUCCUCUGUCCCGCCAACGCUACCCCGGCUCUCCCGCACAAGGCGAUGCACGACGCUGUGUCUUCGUGCGGCUACACAUUCUUCUGGAAUUUGCUAGAUUACAGUGCGGGAGUGAUGCCAGUCGGUCACGUCGAUGCUACGCGCGAUUCUCUAGUCGGUCCUUACCGAUCGGUUUUGAAGCAGCUUGGUUGCGACAAUGCGAUUUCUCGUGGUGCGUGGAAGCAUUAUGACGCUACUCUGAUGCAAGGGCUUCCUACUGCGGUGCAGAUUGUUGGUCGUCGGUGGCAGGAAGAGCAGGUUCUUGGCUACAUGGCAGUAGUGGAGAAAGCGCUGGAUGAUUACAGCGACCCGAAGACUGGGGAGAGUUGCAAAUAUACCCUUUUGGAUAUUGAAUAUUGA